AUAGAUCGCUCGAAAAAAAGGGGAAAAAGGAAAGUGCCUUCGGAGCCUUUGAAACUAUGACCGGAAACGAUGAUGAUGUUGGAUUCGGCGAUUUCAAGUUCUUCUCAACGUCACAUUCGAUCAACGGUCCCGGUUUCUCCGUCAAUAACACCGCCUACGACGAAGACGAUUAUGAUUGGGGAGAUUUCAUAAAUUCCGCCAGUAAUAUCCCCCGUACCGGAUCUCUUCCUGUCAAUGAUAUUCAAUUCGACCCCUUUCCCAAAUCGCCCUUUCCAUCUCCCCCUGGCUCGGCGCCGAGCGGAGUAGAGUCGGUGAAAACACAAAGGGAUAAGAUGAAUGGAGCUUUACCAUUAUCGAUUUUCGGGGAAGAAGAAAAAGAAGAUGAUGGAUCUGUUGCUGUGGACGCGGGGCUUAACGGUAUGAAUAGUUCGUUUUCGUUUCAUAAAACGGGUGGGAAUUUGAAAGGAAACGGAUUGGAUUUAAAUGAUUUGAUAGGGGAUUUGUAUAAACAGAAUGAGAAGGGGAAUGUGUCAAAUGGGUUUCGGUCGGGUGUGGACGUUAAUCCGGUAGUUGAUUUGAAUCCGAAGGUGGAGAUUUGGAAUCGGAAUGUGUUGAAUUCGGGGAUAAACGGAUUGGGUCUGAAGAUGGAUACAUUGGAUUUGGGUGGAAAUGGUGCUGCUUCGGUUAAAAAAGAGGAGAAUUUGGGUUCAAAUGGCUAUGCAUUUGGGAUGGAAAGACAAGAGGCCAAUUUGGGGUUUAGUGGGUUGAACUCGGGUUCAAAUGGGUCGGGUUUGGGUGAGAAAGGAUUGAAUUUGGAUUCGAAUGUUGGGAAUUCUGAUUUGGUUGACGAGGAGGACGAUGAUGGUUGGGAAUUCAAAGCUGCGGAACCAAAAGCAGAAAUGGCAGUUGAAAAUUUGAAGAAUAAUCCAAAUGUGCCGGUUUCUAAUUUCAAUAUGUUCCCUUUGAGUUGGGAUCCGUUGGGUGCAAAUUCCAGUGUGCUGAGUUCAAAUAUUAAUGGGGUAAAUGCGAAUGCAAGUAGUACGAACUCUAAUGUAGUUGAUGAGAAUGACGGAUUUAGUGAUGACGAUGGAUGGGAAUUCAAGGCUGCAGAGCCCGAGACACGCUUUGGAACUGGUGAUACUAAGGUUGGCCAGGAACAGGAAAAUCCUAAGGGUCCUGAACUCAGCUUUGGGUUUGGAAACAGUGUGGAUGGUUCUAGUGACUUUUUUGGCACAUCAGUUGGAAUCUCUAAUAAACCUGGUGAACGGAACUUAGGAUUUAGUUUCUCCCCUAGUUUUGAAUCUCAAAACAAGCAGAAUGUUACCGAAAAUGUUGAGAUUUCUUCUUCAGUUGGUAAAACUAUUGGUUCUGACGAAAUAUCCUGGGCUUUUAAGGAAGAGCCAAAGGUUGCUGAUGCUUCCUCUUUUGGGGUAGAAGAUUUUUCAUUUGGCAAUCAUAUCCAGGAGAAUGAGGAUACUUCAAAGAAAUCCAAAGGAGCGUUGCCCCUGUCCAUCUUUGGUGAUGAAGAAGUUGAAACUGAGGAUCCAUUGAGAUAUGUAGAUGUUUCCAUUAAACAUAACAUUCUAAGGACUGAUACUCAUCCAAAUAUAUCUAUCAAUGAUCUGAUAACAAGUUUAUAUAGUCAAGCUGAGAAAAAGGCUCCUUUAAAUCAGAUAAGCGAACCAAGUGAAAAUGGACUUCUUUCCUCUCAUACAGCGGUGGGUCCCGACUUAGCAAAUGGCGAUAAUAAUUUUGAUGAUGAUUUGUGGGAAUUUAAAGAUGCCGUUUCUGGAACCAGAGGAGAAAACCGGAAUUCUCCAUUUGAUUUUGGAGAGUCAUACGGAAAGUACUCUACCAAAACGGAGCUAAAUGAUUAUGUGGAUUUGUAUUCUAAAUUGAUUUCUGAAUUGUGCUUUGUUGCACUUGGUCAUCUUGACAAUAUGAAGAAAGAUAAAAGUAUUGCUGCUCCUUCUGGUGAAGAUUCUGAAGUAAAAGCUAUUGAGAAGGAAAUCCAGGAUCUAUGUAAUGAACUGCAAAAAGAUGGCAUAAUAUCUGAAGUAGCCUUGGAGAAUCUCCAGUCAAGAUGUAUUCACCUUGGUGAAUAUGCCAAGGUUCUAGUAGAAAAGAAGUUUCAAGUGCUGGAAUCAGAAUAUCAGUUAUCAGAGAAAUUAUCACUGGCAGAGAAAUAUAUAGCAUCAACAGUUGAACUCUUGCGACAUGCUGCAUCAACAUUAAAGAUUCUAAAAUUGGGGUCAGUUGAAGAUCAAUCUAAUUAUGUAGCUACGUGGUUGAGGAUUUUGUCUGUUUGUGAACUAGAGCUGAAACAAGGUGCUAAGAUUUGGAAGCAGUCAUUACAAAAUAACAUCCACAAUGAAAUAUUAUCUGAACCUCAAGGCAGGCAGUACAUUCUAGCACUUGGAGAGAUUUUCAGAGUUGUCAGAAUUAUUGGUUCUUUGUCCGUCGAACUCUACAAGCCUUGGAUAUUGUUCAGUUCUGAAAGUCACACUAACUUCCUUGCUCUUGUGCGGGAGUGUUUUACUAUGUGGUCAAGUUCAGGACUUGAAGAAGCCCUUCAAAGUUUGACUGAUUCAACUGAUUUAAAAUAUGAUGUUGAAGCUUUACUUGGUUCUAUUCGGAGUAUUCAUGAUCCUGAUGCGCACGAACUCUAUAAACAAGUUUUCUCCGGACAAGAACCUACAUGCUGCCUAUCAGGUUUAACUGCUGCAGCAGUGCCAGGCAUGAAAAUGGUGCUUUGGGAUGGACGGCAUUACUUUGUAACCAUUGUCAACUUGUGGGCAAAUUUAAUAAGUCGUGAUCCACCAAAUUUGCCACACAUACAUGCUCGAAAAUGUUGAUGGCGUGAAAAGACAAAGGUACAUUUUCCGAAAGUUUCACGGCAUAGAUCACGCUGAAUCAUUUUUCUGUCCGGCACGAGGCUUCUGGAAUGUAAUCAGAGUUACUCUGGUACAAGGAUUUUACUCUUGGAAGAAAGAUGUAGAAGUCUGAGUUUCCUGGAAUCCGAUCUUGUGCAAGGGGGCUAAUCCGAUCAAAUACGAACAUCUAUUAAAUAUUUAUUUAGAUUGGUUGUCAUUCUUUUUGAGAGAGCUGUUAUAUAGAAGUAUGGUGUAGAAACCCUUCCCUAGUUUUCUGAUUUGCUUGUAUUCUAUUAUUCAUUUGUUAACUGGGUGAAAUCAAAUAAGCACCCCAUACAUUUAGAGAUAAGGAGUUGCGAGGCAAAAUAGUUCAUCAGUGCCUUUCUUUUCUCAUGUAUCGCAACAUCAAUAAUUUCA
Hibiscus syriacus is the source of this 3290-nucleotide messenger RNA. RefSeq lists its product as uncharacterized. The transcript has 10 exons. Bases 57 to 2855 code for a protein of 932 amino acids. Lineage: Eukaryota; Viridiplantae; Streptophyta; Magnoliopsida; Malvales; Malvaceae. The record is from RefSeq and is a predicted model, not a curated record.